ACUUUAGUUAGUAGGAGAGGAUUUAAUAAAAAAAGAUUGCUCCUCUGCUGUUUAUUCUCUGAGCAAAGGCUGGCUAACUGCCAGAACAUAUAUAAAAAUAAAAUAUGGAUAUCAAAACCACACCCAUUUCUCCGCCGCAGCCGCCGCCACACCCUUCGUUGUUACAACAGCAUUUCCCUACGGCGAAGGUGCACUAUUUAAUUCAAGACUUGCAGGAAUGCAUUGAUUCGGUGUCGUUUGAAAUGCCGAAUUAUUUCGCUGUCCCUUCACAAUUGGACACGAGCGAUCCGUUGGUUUCGACUUUUACGGAUAGUAGUGCGCCCGGUGGUGGUGGGGGAGGAGGGGGGUUGAGGGUACUGGAUAACUCGGUUCAGUUGGAUACUUUGGAGGGGAGGGUGCUCGUUCAUCAGGAAAAUUCACUCGUCGGAGGGGGAGAAGGGUACCUGCUCCAGCAAGUGACGCCGGAUGAGAUUCGUAUGUGGAUAAAUCCACCGUCUUCUUCCUCUUCUUCCUCAUCAUCGACUACACCCACAUCUGGAUCGAUCAGUUGGCCUCCCACCUCGUCACAGAUAACGCAUGCCACCCUCACACUAACCCACACUGACCCAUUAACUAAUCAAACGUCAAUCAAGCGAUUCAACUGCGAUUAUUCUGGUUGCGAAAGGACGUAUUCUACGGUUGGGAACCUUAAAACACACAUGAAAACCCACAAGGGCGACUUCCGCUUCAUCUGCACGUCGCCCACGUGUGGAAAGGCAUUUUUGACCUCGUACUCUUUAAAAGUUCACGUUCGAAUCCAUACGAAGCAGAAACCAUUUGGUUGUCAUAAUUGUGGAAGAGCUUUCACCACGUUGUACAGACUGAAAGCCCAUCGCCGCCUUCACGAUGGGAAUACCUUUAAUUGCUCAACGUCUGGGUGCGUGAAGUUCUUUACCACGUUGUCCGACUUGAAGAAACAUACCCGUGUUCACACCCAUGAAAAACCAUACAAAUGUGUGGAACAGGAAUGCGGAAAAGCCUUCACUGCGCCACACCAUCUCAAAACGCACAAGCGGGUCCACACGGGGGAGCGUCCCUUUUCCUGCCCCACCUGUAAAAAGUCCUUUGCGACGAACCAUUCGCUAAAAAGUCAUAGUAAUAAGCGUCACCCACCCAUCGUCGCUGCACCACCCGUGACCAACACCCCUUCUCCCCCCGCAUCCAACAACCUCGACCUUGGUGGUUACGCCUUGAUCCCAUUAACUUCCCAUCAAAUGACAUUAAUAAAUUCCAAAAUUUUAACAUUGGAUGAAUUAAUUCGUGAAAACAAUUCCACUUCAAAAGAAACGACUCUCUCGCAGAGCGAAAUUUUAGAAUUGGAACAAUUUUUUGGGAAUUCAGAAUCUACUUCACAAUUCCAUACGCUGUUUAAAACUUUGGAUGACACGUGUAAAUGUAAACGAUGCAAUGUGGAUGAAAAUGAUGAAAAAUGCUGUGUCAAAGUUUGCUUAAAAACAAUCACGAAAUUAAAAGGAUUGCUCAAUAAAUCGUGCUGCCAUUAAAAGUU
This is a messenger RNA of Folsomia candida, 1546 nucleotides long. RefSeq names its product metal regulatory transcription factor 1. The record is from RefSeq and is a predicted model, not a curated record. Lineage: Eukaryota; Metazoa; Arthropoda; Collembola; Entomobryomorpha; Isotomidae. Gene Ontology annotation, biological process: regulation of transcription by RNA polymerase II. Gene Ontology annotation, cellular component: nucleus. Bases 105 to 1541 code for a protein of 478 amino acids. The transcript has 5 exons.